Messenger RNA from Trichoderma atroviride IMI 206040, 1376 nucleotides. RefSeq lists its product as uncharacterized. The record is from RefSeq and is a predicted model, not a curated record. NCBI's taxonomy places the organism in Eukaryota, Fungi, Ascomycota, Sordariomycetes, Hypocreales, Hypocreaceae.
CCAUGGCGCCCACGACAAUCUCGCAGCUCCCUAGCGAGCUGCUCCUUUAUAUCUUCGACUUCCUCCACGAGCCACCUGCAUCUGACCAGCGCCAUUAUGACGACCCGGCACACAUUUCCAGACCCAUUGCUGCAGAUGGCAAGCCAAAUCAAUAUAGCACAAGUCCGCACGACGACCUCAACCACUUCCGUGGCAACAUCAAGAGUGCAUCUCUUGUUUGCCACCUCUGGAGACGCUGCCUCUUGCCAUUGCUCUUCCGGGACAUUGUCUGGAGAUUCCAACACAUCAUCCGCCCUUCCGAGCGGCAAGAUCCGCUACACGCCGUUGAAGAGCUCGAGUUUCUACGCUUCCUCACUCGGGCUGGGCUUGCACGCUGCGUGGACAACCUGACCAUCAUCAUCGACUAUCCCGAAUCCGAAGUUGGCGAGGACGCCAUGCAUCACGCCAAUUGGGGCGUCCUCCCUAGCCACUGCCCUGCGCCGGACAACCGAGGGUUUAAUAACGGUCUCGUAGCCCCUGAAUCAACUCCCGACACAACUUCAAAGUGCCAGUCCAACGAUUGGCUUUGGCACACCAUCUUUGACAAACUGGACCUCCUGUCCAUCAACCUCAUCAGCUCCCCGGCCAUUCUUGCAUCGUUACUAGGGCGGCCAAUCAACCUGUCUGGGGCCUGGAUCUUCCGUCAACGGUUUCACAUUCUCUCCCUGUCGAGGCCCGCGGACCAGCGCCAACAAAACUUGACCAGCAUUGACGAUUCGACAAUGGCGUCACCGAAUCUCCCGCCAUCGGGCAGAGCACAAACACCAGCAACCAGCCAUUGCUCGCUGUUCAGCAUCCGCCCAUGGGCCUCCAUGCUCCUCAACGAAGGAUCCUCCGUCAAAGUCUACACCACAUACGAAUACUUCCACCACACGCCCCCUUCUCUCCUGCCCGCCCUCUUGGACUCUGGCGACGAAUCCAUGCAGCCCCUGCUGCAAACCACCAUCCGCUCCUUUUCCUACAUCGCCAUCUUCCCGCUCGCCAACCACAUCAACAACAUCCUCAUCCCUCGCGUCCCAGCCCUCGAGCGCUUCUACAUCCAGAUCGUGCCGCGGGCGCCCAGCUUCGCCGAGGACGACUACCGCCACCCCGCCAUGGACAUUUCGGAUCUGUGGAUGGAGCGCAACACGGCCUAUGCACAGCUGGUCAUGGCAGUAUUCGACCCGCCGCCGCUGGGGCUGUGGAACAGCCUGCAGUGCUUUGAGAGUGGCGACGCCAUCGAUAGGGAAGCCUGGGAGCAGGCUGUCCGAUAUGUCAUCUUCGCGGCGGGUGCGACGUGGAAAGUUGCUGGGGAGGGAAAGUUUGUUCGCAGGGACGAUGCCAUGCUUAUCUCCUGA